Molecule: messenger RNA, 1057 nt
Organism: Ogataea polymorpha
Lineage: Eukaryota; Fungi; Ascomycota; Pichiomycetes; Pichiales; Pichiaceae
Exons: 1
Biological process (GO): mitotic spindle assembly; microtubule-based movement
Cellular component (GO): spindle microtubule; nucleus
Molecular function (GO): microtubule binding; plus-end-directed microtubule motor activity; ATP binding
Source: RefSeq, a predicted model, not a curated record
UCUAACAUCAAGGUUUAUGUACGGUGCCGGGCACGCAACGAGCGCGAGGUGGCCGAGAACGCGGGGGUUGUGGUGUCUGUGCCGUCGCGAGAGCAGAUUGCUGUGUGUUCGGGCACGCACCAGCGCACGUACGCGUUUGACCGCGUAUUUGGCGCAGAGAGCGACCAGGAAUCGAUUUUCGAGACGGUGGCGGAGCCGAUGCUCGCGCAGAUCUUGGCGGGCUACAAUUGCACUGUGUUUGCGUACGGGCAGACCGGCACGGGCAAGACGCACACGAUGGUGGGCGAUCUGGGCGUGCACCACAACAGGCUGUCCACAGACGCGGGGAUCAUCCCGCGCUCUGUGCACAAGCUAUUCGAGCGCCUCAAGAGCGUUCCGGACUACUCCGUGAAGGUGUCGUUUAUAGAGCUCUACAACGAGAAUAUCCGGGACCUGCUGGGCGACGAGUCGCGCCCGCUCAAGAUAUUCGACGACGUGGGCAAAAAGGGAGUUCUGGUGCAGGGGAUCCACGAGAUGUACAUCCGGACGGCGGCGGAAGGGCUGCGGCUGGCAGCGCAGGGGUCUGAGCGGCGCAAAGUGGCGAGCACGCGGUGCAACGACCUCUCGUCGCGGUCGCACACGGUGUUUUCCAUCACGGUGCACAUGCGCACGCAGGACUCGUACAAGAUGGGCGGCGAGGAGUUUGUCAAGGUGGGCAAGCUGAACCUGGUGGAUCUGGGUGGGUCCGAGAACAUCUCGCGGUCCGGCGCGACCAACCAGCGCGCCAAGGAGGCCGGCAUGAUCAACCAGUCGCUGCUGACGCUAGGGCGUGUGAUCAACGCGCUCGUGGCCAACUCGCCGCACAUCCCGUACCGCGAGUCGAAGCUGACGCGGCUGUUACAGGACUCACUAGGCGGACGCACCUGCACGAGCAUCAUCGCGACGCUGUCGCCGGCGAAAACGUCGCUCGAGGAGACGCUGAGCACGCUGGAGUACGCACACACGGCAAAAAGCAUCCGCAACAAGCCGCAAGUCAACGAGGUCGUCAACAAGAAAACGCUCAUCAGUGAGUACAUGG